UUCAUCAAAUGUUUUCAUGAUAUAAAUGACGUUUGUCUCCCUGCUGCAGCUGCAGCUUGUCUAAUAUUUGUGAAUUUGUUUUACAGUAAACUUGUUCCUGUGCUUGUUUCCUUCUCAGGAGUGGGAAAGAGCAGUCUCCUUUUGCGGUUCGCAGACAACACAUUUUCAGGUAGCUAUAUCACCACGAUAGGAGUGGACUUCAAGAUCCGGACGGUGGAGAUCAACGGGGAGAAGGUGAAGCUGCAGAUCUGGGACACGGCGGGCCAGGAACGCUUCCGAACCAUCACCUCCACGUAAGUAGAGAGCCGUCUUCAUGCCACCGAUCGAAGCGUGCAGCCACAGGAAGCCGUUUGUGGUCGUCAGAUUAGAAACGACACGAGGAAGCAGUUAGCAGGCGGCUAGGCUAACUGUGUGAAACUGGGUGGGAUUCCCCACAGAUCCUAAUUACAGACACAGGAGGGAGGCUCCCAGCUGCAGAGCUGCAUGACGCUAACAGCCUGGCUGCUUCAUCCAUGUUUGUUUUGAUCUUCUUCAUGAAACAGCAUUUAGGAUGAUCUGUGUUUUACAAACUGGAACCCUUUAGCUCCACGAACGUCUGCAUGGACCACCUGAUUGGACGCCCCUCCUCCCUCCAGAAAUCCUCUAACUUCAUUCCUUAUUAUUCGCUCUGUGACUUAGUGCCCUGUCCCACCAUCCCGAUUUAUCCAGCGCCUGCCUG
This is a messenger RNA of Cyprinodon variegatus (sheepshead minnow), 718 nucleotides long. RefSeq names its product ras-related protein Rab-35-like. Gene Ontology annotation, cellular component: plasma membrane; endosome membrane. Gene Ontology annotation, biological process: endocytic recycling. Lineage: Eukaryota; Metazoa; Chordata; Actinopteri; Cyprinodontiformes; Cyprinodontidae. The annotation marks the transcript as partial. The transcript has 2 exons. The record is from RefSeq and is a predicted model, not a curated record. Gene Ontology annotation, molecular function: GTPase activity; GTP binding.